This is a messenger RNA of Rhineura floridana, 3755 nucleotides long. It is a transcript of the gene MIPEP, whose product is annotated as mitochondrial intermediate peptidase. Gene Ontology annotation, biological process: peptide metabolic process. The coding region runs from base 355 to 2499 and encodes 714 amino acids. NCBI's taxonomy places the organism in Eukaryota, Metazoa, Chordata, Lepidosauria, Squamata, Rhineuridae. Gene Ontology annotation, cellular component: mitochondrion. The record is from RefSeq and is a predicted model, not a curated record. Gene Ontology annotation, molecular function: metalloendopeptidase activity. The transcript has 19 exons.
UCGGAUUAUCUGCAACAUCGCAAGAAUAGCAAUAAUUAAAAAAAAACCCGAACACGCCCUCACAUUGUUAUCAAAGCAAACGCAGCCUGGUUCAAAAAUCCCUCCCGCUGCCACACCGGGGCGACCGUCUUUGAGGCGGGCCAACACCAGAGGCCUUAGGAGAGACGUUCAAAGAGGAGGGGAAGAAAGGGGUAACGUUGGCUCCGCCGCGGCUCCUCCUCACAGCUCCGCCGCGUGAGAGGUCGCUGCCAGAACCCGGAACAAGCGAGCCGGUGGCGUCGUCCGUGUGUAGCGAAGCGAGUUUCCCCCCUCAGACUCGAGUCUGGGAACCCGAGCGGGCAGCUCAGCGCCGCCAUGCUGGCCGGCUGGAGGCGUGUGGCGCGGCCUGCAGUGCGCGCCCUCAGGCGAGCGGGGUCGGGCCGGGCCGGCGGUUGUAGUAACAGCAGCUCCUCUUCCAAAAGAUGGGUCAGCACCAGCUGGUCCCCGGUGGGCGCUGCCUUUAAUGCCCAGCAGCAGCACAACCGACGGGAGGUGGGGAAGAAAACGGGUCUGUUUGGUGUACCAGAGUUGAGUUGCCCAGAAGGAUUUCAAGAAGCUCAAGAAAAAUCACUGCAAGAAGCAGAACGACUAGUACAAAAAGCAUGUACUACACCUCCUGGGAAGGAGACAGUCAUGAUAUUUGAUCAGCUCUCAGAUGCCUUGUGUAGAGUAGCAGAUCUAGCUGACUUUGUGAAGAUUGCCCAUCCAGAUUCUGCUUUCAGAGAGGCUGCUGAGGAAGCCUGCAGAAGCAUUGGUACUAUGGUAGAAAAAUUAAAUACAGAUGUAGAUUUGUGUCAAAGUCUAAGAAAGUUGCUGGCUGAUAAAGAUGCUAUGGCUUCCCUUGAUCCAGAAACAAGGCGAGUGGCAGAACUUUUCAUGUUUGAUUUUGAAAUCAGUGGUAUUCAUUUGGAUGAAGAAAAGCGUAGAAGAGCAGUACAACUCAAUGUCAAAAUACUGGAUUUGUGUAAUGAGUUUCUCAUGGUAUCUCAUCUUCCUAACAAGAUUGACAAGGACAUUUUACCAGAACAUAUUCGCCAUAAUUUUGUGGUAGAAGGCAAUUAUGCCGAAAUCAGUGGUCUCAAUGCAGAUAGUCCUGACAAUCUGGUACGUGAAGUUGCUUACAAAGUUUUUCUGCACCCAAAUGCUCAACAAAUGCACUGUUUAGAAGAAUUGAUUACCAGUAGAAACCUUCUGGCUCAAUUAGUGGGAUAUGAUACAUUUGCUCAUCGGGCUCUUCAGGGGACAAUGGCCAAAACUCCAGAGAAAGUAAUGCAAUUUCUUGUAAAGCUUUCAGAUAAGUUAUUCAAUCGAACUCUAAAGGAUUUUGAAAUGAUGGAAGGCAUGAAGAUGAAACUAAAUCCUAUAAAAUCAAAAUUGAUGCCUUGGGAUCAUCCAUACCACAGUGGCGUCCUACGUGCGGAAAGGUAUAAUAUUGAACCCAGCCUAUAUUGUCCUUUUUUCUCGCUUGGGGCAUGUAUGGAAGGUCUGAACACUUUGUUCAAUAAACUCUUAGGAAUCUCUCUUUAUGCUGAACAGCCUGAGAAGGGAGAGGUGUGGUAUGAGGAUGUUCGCAAAUUGGCAGUUGUCCAUGAACAAGAAGGAUUAUUGGGAUACAUCUAUUGUGAUUUCUUUCAAAGACCAGACAAGCCUCAUCAGGAUUGCCACUUUACGAUACGUGGAGGCAGGCUAAGGGAAGAUGGAGAAUACCAGCUUCCUGUUGUUGUCCUUAUGCUAAGUUUGCCCCAUUCCACUAGUAGUUCACCAACAUUGCUGACUCCUGGGAUGAUGGAGAAUCUCUUCCAUGAAAUGGGUCAUGCCAUGCAUUCUAUGCUGGGAAGGACUCGAUACCAGCAUGUCACUGGGACAAGAUGUUCUACGGACUUUGCUGAAGUUCCCUCUAUCUUGAUGGAGUACUUCGCAAAUGAUUAUCGAGUGGUGAACCAAUUUGCAAGACACUAUAAAACGGGUCAGCCACUGCCCAAAAACAUGGUAUCAAGACUCUGUGAAUCUAAGAAAGUUUGCGCUGCUGCUGAUACACAGCUUCAGGUCUUUUAUGCUGUGUUGGACCAAAUAUACCAUGGGAAACAUCCUCUAGAGAAGUCAACCACAGAAAUUUUAAAGGAAACACAAGAAAAAUUUUACGGAUUGCCAUAUGUUCCUAAUACUGCUUGGCAACUCAGAUUCAGCCAUCUUGUGGGUUAUGCUGCCAAGUAUUAUUCCUAUCUCAUGUCCAGGGCUGUGGCAUCCAUGGUAUGGAAACAGUGUUUUGUACAGGACCCAUUCAACAGGGCAAUGGGUGAACGUUACCGUAGAGAAAUGCUAGUACAUGGAGGAGGAAAAGAACCCAUGCUCAUGGUUCAAGGUAUGCUUCAGAAGCGCCCAUCAAUGGAAGACUUUGUGGAUGCCCUUGUUUCAGACUUGGAUCAGGACUUUGAAACAUUCUUUAUGGAUUCUGAAUAAUAGAGAAGACAAUUAAUGGUUUUGGUGAAGGAUUUAAAAAAAUAUAUUAACAGUGUACAUAGAAUUGUGGAUUACUGCAUUCUGAGGAGCGCUUGUGAAAAUUCUUGUGUAAAAUAAAUGAUUUACCUAAAGAACAAAAUAUUUUUUCAUUACAGAAAUAUCAUGGCUUAGACUGUGAAACAGGUAUACUUUGCAUUCAUGUUCACAGAUUUGAAAACAUGAGAACCCACCCCUGCAAUGUGUUCAUUGAAUGUAGGAGGAGUGAGCAGGAUUGUACAUGCUAGCUAUAGCCCUUGGGCUGCAUGUUAAGCAUUAGUGUGAAAGGGGGCCAAUGUGCAUACAGCUGAUAGGUCAAGGUUCCCAGUAGCACAGAGACGCCUUACAUCGGUACAAACAAUGUGUGCUGUGAUGUGCGGCCGCCAUGGGGCAUGGACAGUGGGUGAAUCUGAGGACAUGGCCACUGGACAAAAUCCCACUCCCCCCUGAAUGCAUUGGGAGGGUCCAAAUCUGUGAUUUGAUUGUGCCAGCAGCCUCAUUUCUAUUUACCCAUGAUUUAAAAAGAAUAGAAAGCAAAUAAUAUUUAUAAAAGGAAAGUCAAGAAUUGCCAAAUGGCCUGACUUUUGACCACAUUGAUAUGAAGAAAUCAGGAAAUGAAGGUUUUCACAGCAUAAGUUUCGCAUUAUUUAUUAUUAUGUCUAUGUGUCAAACUGCUGUUAAAGCCUUGAGAGCAGGAGCCAGUAGACAAACCUACAAGACAUUCAAGGCACCCCAGUCUUCACUCCUGAACAACUUGGAAUUUAAAAAUUAUACACACCGUUCAGCUGCACAAUAAUUUAGGAUCCAUUUUACAAUUAUUACUGUGCAAUCUUUGUCUUGUUUUGUGUUUUAAUUUUAAAAUUGUUAUGAGAUAUUUAAUGUGUAUGCUUUAACCUCUAUGUCGAUACUAACUCCUGCAAAUAAGAUGUAAUUCAUCACAAUGUUUUGCUUUGGUUCUAACCACAAUAGUGUGGAAAACUCAUCAGAUUUUAUCAUCCUGUAGGUGUAACAUCUUUAUGAACAAUAAAAUUCACUCUAAACUAAUUGCUCUAGAUUAAGAUGCCAAUAAAUAAUUAUUACAAUAUGGAUAAAGAAAAGGAGUUAUUCCACUUACUGGAAUAUUGCUUGAGGCUUUUCACUGCUCUUGAAAAAAAUUACUUUCAAUCAUUCCGUACUGAAGGAAAGAGAGUUUCUCAAGGCUAACAGCUCUUUUAAAAGCC